GCGAGGCGGCGGAGUAUGCGCGGGCCUGGGCGGCCAGCCCCGGCGCACAGCCGCGGCCGGGGCGCGCGGCGCGGGGCGGAAAAGCCUGUUUACACAGACUGCACACCGCCUGGGGAAUAAUGCAGUAAAGGAAGUGAGCCGGCUCGGCCUGACUGCUCCAACUUCCUGCUCUCACACACACCAGAGGGGAAAAAAAAAAAGAGGAGUGAGAGAAAGAAAAAAAGGGGGGAAAAAUCAGGAUCUCAUUACAAGAGCAACAGACCGUCUGCAGACGCCUGUCAGCAUGGAAAGUCGGGGGCUUUCGCCCGGUUCCUCCUAGAAAUUCCCUCGAAGAAGGAUCUUGAAAGCUCCCCCACAUCUGGGUAUGGAGAGUGCAAUCACGCUGUGGCAGUUCCUGUUGCAGUUGCUGCUGGACCAGAAACAUGAGCAUCUGAUCUGCUGGACCUCCAACGAUGGUGAAUUCAAGCUCCUUAAAGCAGAAGAAGUGGCCAAACUGUGGGGACUCCGAAAAAACAAAACAAACAUGAACUACGAUAAGCUGAGCAGAGCCCUGCGAUACUAUUAUGACAAGAACAUCAUCAAGAAGGUGAUCGGGCAGAAGUUUGUGUACAAGUUUGUCUCUUUCCCGGAGAUACUGAAAAUGGACCCUCACGCCGUGGAGAUCAGCCGGGAGAGCCUUCUGCUGCAGGACCGGGACUGCAAGGCGCCCCCCGAGGGCCGCGAGGCGCACAGACACAGCUUGUCGGCCCUCAAAGGCACGAGCCGCAACGAAUACAUCCACUCGGGCCUGUACUCGUCCUUCACCAUUAACUCCCUGCAGAACCCGCCAGAAGCCUUCAAGGCCAUCAAGACGGAGAAGCUGGAGGAGCCGCCGGAAGACAGCCCCCCUGUGGAGGAAGUCAGGACUGUCAUCAGGUUUGUGACCAAUAAGACCGACAAGCACGUCAGCAGGCCCGUGGUGUCCCUGCCCUCCACCUCCGAGGCCUUCCUGGCCUCCUCCGUCUCCGCCAAGAUCUCCUCCUUAAUGUUGCCGAACGCCGCCAGCAUCUCGUCGGCCUCGCCCUCCUCCUCCCGGUCCCCCUCCCUGUCCCCCAACUCGCCCCUCCCUUCUGAACACAGAAGCCUCUUCCUGGAGGCCGCCUGCCAUGACUCGGAUUCCCUAGAGCCCUUGAACCUGUCAUCGGGCUCCAAGACCAGGUCUCCAUCUCUUCCCCCAAAGGCCAAAAAGCCCAAAGGCUUGGAAAUCUCUGCGCCUCCGCUGGUGCUCUCCGGCACCGACCUUGGCUCCAUCGCCCUCAACAGCCCCGCCCUGCCCUCGGGCUCCCUCACCCCCGCCUUCUUCACUGCACAGACACCCAACGGACUGCUCCUGACCCCGAGCCCGCUGCUCUCCAGCAUACAUUUCUGGAGCAGCCUCAGUCCAGUUGCUCCACUGAGUCCUGCCCGGCUGCAGGGGCCAAACACGCUGUUCCAGUUCCCAACACUGCUCAAUGGCCACAUGCCAGUGCCAAUCCCCAGUCUGGACAGAGCUGCUUCUCCAGUACUGCUUUCUUCGAGUUCUCAGAAGUCCUGAUGACAUCUGGCCACAACUAAAGACUCAUUAACUGAUGAAAUAAAUUUGUCCCCAUGGGCUAGUUUACCUGUGUCAUGAGAAGGACUUUGUGAAACCCUGUUAAUUUGGUUUGCACUUUUCAUAACAUGGAUGGUCUAGAUAUAUGUUAGCAUUUUAAAAACUUUUUUUAUAUUCAAGUAUAUAUGAAAUCUGUUUUUGCAUUAAGCGAAUUUUAAUAUUUUUGUUUUUAUAUCCUCUUGGCUCUUAAGUGUUGAACACUGUUGACAGUGAAGAACUUUUCUUAAUGGUUUUCAGUGUAACUAAUUAAGGAUGUGAAGCUUUUUUCUCUUUAAUUCUGCAUAUGCUGAACUCUGCUUAUAUACACCAUUAACCAGCUGUGCCUUCCUUUGCAUUUAGUUUUAUGUAAAUGAUUUAUAUUUUUUAGUAUUAAGAGAAAAUGUUUGAAAGACAAAAAUUAGUAUCAGACAGCUCUAGUAGAAUUUUGUUAUUUUUCACAAGUAGGCAAUAUGAAAGCAUAUUCAUAUUAUUUUUUUUGCUUUCGAUUAUAAGAAUUGCCUUAGAAUCUCUUUUGAACUGAAAUUCAAUAAAUGUAAUGUCCAAGUAAUGUUUUUAUAAGAAGAAACUAAGCCAUAUUUAGACAAUAAAAAUUCAUUAAAAAAUGUUCGAAAGUGCAUUUUUUAUAAGGAAUUUGAAAGGCUAGCCUCCCAGCUGUUUACAAUCUUUUAGACUCCUCCCAAACAAAAACCCUGAGAUGGAAAAGCUAUAUCCAGUUUAUUCUGUCCUAUCCCUGAAAUAUUUUUCUAGGUUAGCAUAUUCUAUUUUCAAACAGUUAACCUUGGUUCUCCCUGUUUUCCAUAGAGAAUCACGCCCCUCUGAUACAUUUCCUGUAUCACUGAGUUAAGGUUUCUCUAAACCCCUGGAACUGUAAUUAACAUUUAAAAAUCCUAUGCUUCGGAAGGGGCUCACAGACUGGUGAUGCAUACGAACAAUGCAGGAGCAGUUCUGGAACAGGAGGUGUCUUCGUGUGUAUAGGUAGAGCCUGGCUUGUGGAGAUGGAGAAGUUACUACUAAACUGGGGGUAAGAAAUAAAUCUGAUACAACGAAUAGAAGAUUCUUCAGAAACCUCAUCGUUGUUGAGCUGAACUGAUUAUGUUGACAAUUUCGAACACUAAAUUAUUUUGUGUAGUUUAGAGCAGUGCUAACAGGAACAUAACUUCUGUUCCUUCAAAACACAGCAGGCACCACUGUAGGGCACCAUUCUGUACAGUACAAAAGUUCUAGAGGUAAGAGAACUGGAACGUGCCCAGUGUUUUCAACUCAAGAUCAGUUAACUCCCAUCCUUAAGUUGGAGUAACAGACACCAAUUUGAAAUGUGACUAAAUAAUUAAUUGAUCUAAACCAGGCAUUAAAUAGCAGGGAUAAAAAAAAAACCAAGCUUGCAAAAACAAAAAUGUUUCUUGAAUUCUCAAAAAUAUCUAUAAAAUUUUGUUAGGAUACAAAUGGAGACUUUCAAUUGGAAUUGAGAAUCUCUACGUGAGGGGAUGAAUGCCCUUGUCUACGGGAAAAAUGCAAACAUUCCAACAUGCAUCUUUGAAUAUGAAAUAAUGGAGCUGAUUCCAAAAUCCAGACACUACUGUCAUGAGCUAAGGAUAAUUCUGUACAAAAACAGUUGGUCCAGCUGAUAUUUUACAAACAUAAAAUGUUAGAGCUAAAAAGGGCCUUUGAGAAUGCAUCCUACCCCCCCCCCCCCCCGCCCCCUGCCAUGUUUCCAGAUAAGGACACUGCACAGGAGAAGCUGGGAGUCGCCUAAGGCCACCCAGCUCAGUGACAGGAGGAUAACGAUCAGUGCUCGGUCAGUUCUGCUUCCCAUGCUUAGCUAUCCAUAACUACCAGUCCAAAACUACGCUAGGUAAAACACAGGUAAGAAUGCAAGAUUCUUACACCGAAACUAAAAAGGAAGUUAAUGUGCAGAUAGCACAACCAAAAAUAUCUUCAAAUGUAAAUGCUGACUGGAAAUACUCAAAUGACUAUAUAUCAGAUUCUUGUAUUCCUUUCCUCCAAAGACUAUGAUUAACAUAUAAUCUGGCCCCAUCUACUGGAAAUGGAAAAAAUGCCAUAGUUGCUGAUGGAUCAAAACUUUUACUAUAACACAAACAGAGAACAAGGACUGAAGUAUAACCCUUAGGGCUCUGCCUCAUUCUGUGUGUGUGCGCGUGUGGUGUUUAUUGUUUUUUAAACAACUAUUUUAGUCAGAAAAUAGUUUUCACACAACAUAUUAAAUUUCUUUUUAUGUCUGCUUGAUCAGUGUUAAACUGUUAAGGCUAAAGUUUUAUAGAACUAUAAUCUAAACAUUGGUCCCUUUGUACACCUCUUUUGUAUGACUGCAACUCCUCAUUCACUUUCAUAAUAUGUAUCAUUUUUACUGUUAUUUUUGUUCAAUAAAUACUUUGUGAUAAAAGGU
This is a messenger RNA of Phyllostomus discolor (pale spear-nosed bat), 4034 nucleotides long. RefSeq names its product ETS transcription factor ELK3 (gene ELK3). The coding region runs from base 365 to 1573 and encodes 402 amino acids. The transcript has 5 exons. NCBI's taxonomy places the organism in Eukaryota, Metazoa, Chordata, Mammalia, Chiroptera, Phyllostomidae. Gene Ontology annotation, molecular function: DNA-binding transcription factor activity, RNA polymerase II-specific; sequence-specific DNA binding. Gene Ontology annotation, cellular component: nucleus. Gene Ontology annotation, biological process: regulation of transcription by RNA polymerase II; cell differentiation. The record is from RefSeq and is a predicted model, not a curated record.